Molecule: messenger RNA, 2694 nt
Organism: Coregonus clupeaformis (lake whitefish)
Lineage: Eukaryota; Metazoa; Chordata; Actinopteri; Salmoniformes; Salmonidae
Product: ribosomal protein S6 kinase alpha-3
Exons: 22
Coding region: 222-2426 (734 amino acids)
Biological process (GO): protein phosphorylation; intracellular signal transduction
Molecular function (GO): ATP binding; ribosomal protein S6 kinase activity; magnesium ion binding
Source: RefSeq, a predicted model, not a curated record
GAAUUUUGAUGUGAAAAAGUGUUUGUAGUUUCUAGAAAACAUUGGAAAGAGUAAUGAAAGUCGUUUAAACGUACAGUUACGAUUGAAUUGGAACCAUUUUACUGUUUUGUUUUUCUCGUUUAAGAGAGACCCCCCCUCCUCAAGAAAUACUUUUUCUUAACCCACCCUUGACAGUGUCAAGUCACUGAAAGCGCGCGGCAGCGACUGAACUCUUGUCGAAGAUGCCCUUGGCACAGUUUGGAGCAGACCCAUGGCAGAAAAUGGCCUUGGGGAAUUCGGAAAACGAGGUCAUGGAUGACUCAAUGGGGGAGGAUGAAACUGUAUGCAGUGAUGAGGGCUCAGUGAAUGAGAUCAGUAUCACACAUCAUGUCAAAGAGGGCUCUGAAAGGGCUGAUCCUUGGCAGUUUGAAGUCCGCAAGGUCCUGGGAGAGGGAUCCUUUGGGAAGGUCUUCCUUGUGAAGAAAAUAACAGGGCCUGAUGUUGGACAGCUGUAUGCUAUGAAGGUGCUGAAAAAGGCCACUUUGAAAGUGCGAGAUAGGGUCCGGACCAAGAUGGAGCGAGACAUUCUGGUGGAGGUGAACCAUCCUUUCAUAGUCCGACUACACUACGCAUUCCAGACAGAAGGGAAGCUGUACCUGAUUCUGGACUUCCUCCGAGGUGGAGAUCUAUUCACACGGCUGUCCAAAGAGGUGAUGUUCACAGAGGAGGAUGUGAAGUUCUACCUGGCAGAGCUGGCUCUGGCCCUGGACCAUCUGCAUGGCCUGGGAAUCAUCUACAGAGACCUGAAACCUGAGAACAUUCUGUUAGAUGAGGAGGGCCAUAUCAAACUCACUGACUUCGGCCUUAGUAAAGAGUCCAUUGAUCAUGAGAACAAGGCCUACUCUUUCUGUGGAACAGUGGAGUACAUGGCACCGGAGGUCGUAAACCGCAGAGGACACACCCUUAGCGCUGACUGGUGGUCCUACGGCGUGCUCAUGUUUGAGAUGCUGACUGGGACAUUGCCUUUCCAAGGGAAGGAUCGGAAGGAAACCAUGACCAUGAUACUGAAGGCCAAGCUGGGAAUGCCACAGUUCCUGAGCCAAGAGGCCCAGUCUCUCCUACGUAACCUUUUCAAACGCAACCCAGGCAACAGACUAGGUGCUGGUCCAGACGGAGUGGAAGAGAUCAAGAGACAUUCCUUCUUUUCCGUUAUUGACUGGAAUAAAUUAUUCAGGAGAGAACUCCAUCCCCCCUUCAAACCUGCGAGUGGCAGACCUGAUGACACCAUCUACUUUGACUCUGAAUUCACUGCAAAAACCCCACGGGACUCUCCCGGCUGUCCCCCGAGUGCCAACGCCCACCAGCUGUUUAGAGGCUUCAGCUUCGUGGCUAUCUCAGAUGAGGAGAGUCAACCGCCACAGAACAUUAACAUCAACAUGACCUCUAUACAGCAACUCCACAGAAACACGGUACAGUUUAGUGACGCCUACGAUGUGAAGGAGGACAUCGGUGUGGGCUCUUACUCCAUAUGCAAACGCUGUGUUCAGAAGAGCAACAGUAUGGAUUAUGCUGUAAAGAUCAUCAGUAAGGCCAAGAGGGACCCCACAGAAGAGGUGGCGAUUCUUCUGCACUACGGACAGCACCCCAACAUCAUCACUCUCAAAGAUGUGUAUGACGAUGGACGCUCGGUGUACCUAGUGACAGAGCUGAUGAAAGGAGGAGAGCUGCUGGAUAAGAUCCUCAGACAGAAGUUCUUCUCUGAGAGGGAGGCCAGUGCAGUUCUCCACACCAUCACCAAAACUGUGGAGUACCUGCAUGCACAGGGGGUUGUCCACAGAGAUCUGAAGCCCAGUAACAUACUGUACGUGGAUGAGUCUGGAAACCCAGAGUCGAUCCGGAUCUGUGACUUUGGUUUUGCCAAACAGCUGAGAGCUGAAAACGGGCUCCUGAUGACUCCCUGCUACACGGCCAACUUUGUCGCCCCCGAGGUGCUGAAGAAACAGGGCUAUGAUGCAGCCUGUGAUAUCUGGAGUCUGGGAGUGCUGCUCUACACAAUGCUUACUGGGUUCACUCCUUUUGCCAAUGGACCAGAGGAUACUCCGGAAGAGAUCUUGGCUCGGAUCGGCAGUGGAAAGUUCUCUCUGACGGGCGGCUACUGGAACUCAGUCUCAGCAGAAGCCAAGGACCUAGUGUCCAAGAUGCUGCAUGUGGAUCCCCACCAGAGGCUAACUGCUGCUCAGGUGCUGCAACACCCCUGGAUAUUACACAAGGACCAGUUGCCCAAGUACCAGCUCAAUAGACAUGAUGCUCCUCAUUUGGUCAAGGGUGCGAUGGCAGCCACUUACUCUGCUCUGAACAUGCAUGUUCUCCCUGUGCUGGACCCUGUAGGACGCUCCUCGUUAGCUCAACGAAGAGGAGUGAAGAAGUUGACCUCAACAGCCCUGUGAUCCACCUGCCACUAGGAUCAAUCUCACCUGUUUAAUGCUACUGCACCAGUGCAUUAGUGUGUUUCGACUCCCGCUGUGUUAGAACAGUGUGUAAGACCAAAAAGAAACUGUAACCCAUUCACUGAGAAAAUGUAUAAUGUAUUUGCUUGUACAAUCAUAACUGCCUACAGACCAAGAGUUACAAAUUCUUGGAAAGGCUGAACUGUAUAUUUUAUGAAAAUGAGAUAUAUUUACUACAAAAAUAUAAUUAAAUGUAUACGGGUUCCUA